CCCUGCCCGAGCCCAGCCCAGCGCAGCCCGGCCAGGCCCGGCCGCAGGGGGCGCCGUCCCGCCCGCCCGAGCUCGUACCCGCCGCGGCGCCGGCGCGUCAGGCUGCGUCACGUCGCGUCACGCUGCGUCAGGGCCGUGCUUCGGGCGACGACGCUGCCGCGCGGCCCCACCCCCAAACUCUGCCGCCUCGAGGCCGCCGACGCUUCUGCCCUGCGGAAGGCGGCCCCCGGCUGGCAAGCUGCUCGCGCGCUGAGGACCUGGCUGCCCGGCGGUGCCCCCGGCCUCGCGGUGCCGUGCGCCGGAACUUGCGCCCGCCGGCUCUUCAGCUCGCGACGCUUUGGGAACGCAGGGGGACCUGCUUGUCUGUGACUUUGGCCGUUUGCCUUCUGGAGUCUGUGUCUUCGGCCGCGGCUUGUAUGGUCCGUGGCAUUCCUCGUUCGUACAGACGCCUCGCGAUUUUGCUCAUUGCGGACGCCAGCGGCAAACGGUCGCAGAGAGCGCGGUCCAUCCUGGUCUGAGCACUUUACAGGGGUAGGCGCUGCUAUUUUCCUCAAGAAAACGGGCACAGAGAGGUUAGUCGCGUUCUGAAGGUCACACAGCGUGCGGGUGGGCAGGUCCGGAUCUGGCCUUGGGGCGCGCCCCGCCUCCGUGGUUCUGCCUGUGGAUCACAGUCGCGGCUCGCUCCCUGUGGGGCCUCUGGUCUCGCAGCCUGCGACUAAACCUGGGAGGUGCUUGGCACUGGCUUUGCGGAUGAAACCAAGCUUCAGAGGCGGUGUCAUCUGGCCCGGCCGCGCAGCUGGUGCGCCCCAAGCUCACGUGCGAGGCCUGGCUGUCAGGAGGGCUCCUUCCCGAGGACGCACACGAAGCCUCCUGGACCUCAGGCUUCAGACUCUGAAAACCUCCGUGUACAGGAAACCCCACAGGACGCAGCCAGCAGCUCGGAUCAGUGGGCGCACCUAUCGCCCUGGUCCUGGGCUAAACAGUGAACAGGAGCUCGGUGGCUCGGCGGUGGUUACAGUUGUAGUAAAUGAUCCCUGGGAGAAUCCCCUUCAUAAGAUAUUUGGUGUAUUUUCAACAAAGCACUCUUCAGGAUGGAUGAGGGACUACAAGUCAGGGAAGAAAAAGGUUGACAACCCAGUUUAAAAAAAAAAAAAUGGCGAAAGAUAUGUGCAGAUGCUAUGCGGUGGCCCAAAGGUGCACACGUCAUCAGUUCUCCAGGGAAUGGGGCACCCGGCCCCUAGGCUGCUGAACUUGAGACUUGGAAUGCCAGUGUUGGAACGAGGAGACGCUGGAGAUCACCUGCUGCAGGUGGGCGCGUAACUCGCUCGGCACAGCUCAUCCCUUUGGAAAACUGCAGCCUGCACGAGGGCCCAGAAGGUCCGAAGAGAAAGUGUAGGUGCAUCUGCCAAGGACACACCCACAGAGGCCACAGCUUCGAUUUCAUAGUGUGGGACCUCACUGGCAAAGACAGGUUGGCUGCUGUAGUUUCCAUCCCAGUCGUCUGUCUCCAUAGAAAAAGACCCGUGCCUGUACAUUCCACGCUUUGCGCACCUGCUGGAAUUCGGGGAGAAGAACCAUGAGGUGUCCAUGACGGCCCUGAGGCUCCUGCAGAGAAUGAAGCGGGACUGGAUGCACACAGGCCGGCGCCCCUCGGGCCUCUGCGGAGCAGCACUUCUCGUUGCAGCCAGAAUGCAUGACUUCAGGAGGACCGUGAAAGAGGUCAUCAGCGUAGUCAAAGUGUGUGAGUCCACACUGCGGAAGAGGCUCACGGAAUUUGAAGACACCCCCACCAGUCAGCUGACCAUUGAUGAGUUCAUGAAAAUUGACUUGGAGGAGGAGUGCGACCCCCCUUCGUACACAGCUGGCCAGAGGAAGCUGCGGAUGAAGCAGCUUGAACAAGUCCUGUCAAAAAAACUGGAGGAGGUUGAAGGUGAAAUAUCCAGUUACCAGGAUGCAAUUGAGAUUGAACUGGAAAAUAGCCGACCAAAGGCCAAGGGGGGCCUGGCCAACCUGGCGAAAGACGGCUCUGCUGAGGACACUGCAUCCAGUGUGUGUGGCGAGGAGGACACGGAGGACGAGGAAUUGGAGGCUGCGGCCAGCCACCUGAACAAGGACUUAUACCGGGAGCUCCUGGGUGCCACCCCCGGCAGCUCAGAAGCAGCAGGAAGCCCCCAGUGGAGUGGCAGACCCCCGGCCUUGGAGUCCCUGCUGGACCCCCUGCCCACGGCAGCCAGCCUGGGCAUCUCAGACUCCAUCCGCGAAUGCAUCUCCUCCCAGAGCAGCGACCCCAAAGACGCUUCGGGAGACGGCGAGCUGGACCUCAGUGGCAUUGACGACCUGGAGAUUGACAGGUACAUCCUGAACGAGUCAGAAGCCCGCGUGAAAGCUGAGCUGUGGAUGAGGGAGAACGCUGAGUACCUGCGGGAGCAGAGGGAAAAAGAAGCAAGAAUAGCCAAAGAGAAGGAGCUCGGCAUCUACAAGGAGCACAAGCCCAAGAAGUCUUGCAAGCGACGGGAGCCAAUUCAGGCCAGUACCGCCAGAGAAGCCAUUGAGAAGAUGCUGGAGCAGAAGAAGAUCUCCAGCAAGAUCAACUACAGCGUGCUGCGGGGCCUCAGCAACGUCGGCGGGGGCAGCCCGCACAGGGAGGAGGCACGGCCCGAGCACAGCGGCAGCGCCAGGAAGCUGUCACGGAGGAGGACGCCAGCCAGCACAGGUGCAGCUGACCCUAUGACCAGUACGGGGAAAAGGUUGAGGCCUCUGGUGUCUACGCAGCCAGCAAAGAAGGCCGCCAUGGGAGAGGGUUUGCUCCCGAGCUCCCUUGCCCUCGGAGCUGAGCCUGCCAGGCCCCAGGCGGUGCUGGUGGAGAGUGGGCCCGUGUCAUACCACGCUGAUGAGGAGGCUGAGGAGGAGGAAGCCGACGAGGAGGACGGGGAACUGUGCGUCAGUGCCCUGCAGAUGAUGGGUGGCAACGACUACGGCUGUGACAUCGACGAGGACGACGGCUACUGAAGCGCAGCCUCCAGGCAGGUGGCGUCCUGGGGGGCCUCUCGGGUCUCCUCCGCAUCAGGCGGACCCCCAGGGCCGCAGCAGGCAGGCUCUAGUGCCAAGACUCCUGGUGACAGGUGGCGCCUGCCCCGUGGCCCUCGUCCCACGUGGACUUCUCCAUUGGAAUCGUGUUUCUCUCCGGCAAGGGAAACCCGACCAAGUGUCUCCGUGCGUCUGUUCAGCUGUGGGCCUGGCGUGCCCAGAUCUGGGUCCUGCUGCCUGCCGUCGACGCCCCCAAGGAUCCUCGAAGGCUGGCACUUUGGCGUUGCUACUGUAGGGAAACAGUCGGGGCAGCCCCACCGCUGAUCAGGUGCGUGUGGAGGGCUGCGUGUGCUGACCCUGCGACUCAGGACCAGCUCUGGAGCCCCAAGCCCACCCUCCGCACCGUCCCCUCCCGAGCGGCACUGCGCCAGCGCCCUCUGCCAGAGAGGAAGCUGGAGCCCUGCUGUGUCUGGCAUGGCAGUGGCAUGGCAGUGGGAGCUGAAGGUUUAGCACUUGAGAGGCGGCAGGUUGUCUGAAGGUCCUUUGCCUCCAGCUGUGGCCCUGCAUCCAGAUCCUGGCCUCCUCCGAGGCAGACACCCGCACCCUGCCUCCUCCAGGCUCCCUCCCCUCCCUACAGCCUGUACCACCCAGAGCACUACGGAGGACAGACAAGGGGGUCAGACCCUGCUCCAGGUCCACCUGAGUUGUGUGCCUGGGAGCCUCACAGCUGCCAGCAGGUGAGCUGAGACUGUGCAUAGUUCUGCAGGUGGUGCAGGCACAGCCUGCUCAGUGCCCUGGCGCUGGGGGUGCCCUGUGGACAGAGCCAGAGCUGUCCAGAAAGCAGUGUCCUUCCCUCUCAGAGCUGGGUCAGGUCCCCCCCAUCCAGGAGGGAGGGCAAGCGGAGGCCUCCUCGUGUAAAGGCCCCAGUACCACCCAUAGGAGGUCUCAGCUCUGGCAUGGCUGCCCUGAAUGUGGCUGAGGAGGGGGCUUCACCCUGUGCCCCUAGGAGAGGGUGGUCUUGAGGCAGAGCUGUGCUGCACUGACCCCCGGGGGGCCUCAGGCUCCACAUGGAAUGGGCUGUAUAUCCUGCCUUCACUUGGCCCGAAGCAGGCCAGACCCCCCUGCCCCUGCCCAGAGCUUAGCAGCCAGCCGGGUUCCUGCCAGAGUGUCUUGAAGGCUCAGGGGAAGAAUAGAUUUAGUAAAGCAGAACUCAUACUUGACAGAAAUCA
Saimiri boliviensis boliviensis (Bolivian squirrel monkey) is the source of this 4256-nucleotide messenger RNA. It is a transcript of the gene BRF1, whose product is annotated as BRF1 general transcription factor IIIB subunit. Gene Ontology annotation, molecular function: RNA polymerase III general transcription initiation factor activity; RNA polymerase III type 3 promoter sequence-specific DNA binding; TBP-class protein binding. The record is from RefSeq and is a predicted model, not a curated record. Gene Ontology annotation, biological process: DNA-templated transcription initiation; transcription preinitiation complex assembly; transcription by RNA polymerase III. NCBI's taxonomy places the organism in Eukaryota, Metazoa, Chordata, Mammalia, Primates, Cebidae. Gene Ontology annotation, cellular component: transcription factor TFIIIB complex; transcription preinitiation complex; nucleus.